CUCAAUUUUAGUCAUAUAAUUAGUGCUAUCUUUUUCUCCAACUUGCAGAACCCGACAGUUUCCUUCCGCAUUUCUCAUCGUCACCAUGGACGAACCAUCCCCGACCACUGAUCCUCUAACGAACCAAUUCGACUCUCUCAACGACCUAGCCCACGAGCUCGCCUCUCUCCAAGACCUCGCCACUCGCGGCUCCUGGCGUUCCAUCCUGGACAAAGUUUCCCGAGCCCGUUCUCUCAACCUCCUGACCAACCCACACGACCACCUUAUCUACGUUUCCUACAACGUCGUCGCCCUCUCUAAACUACGCCGUUUCACCGAUGCUUCAAACGAACUCGACUUUCUCCACGACUUCAACAGCCACCAUUACCAAUACGAAACCUACCCCCAACUUUACCCGAACUGGUCAGGUUCAAUGGUCCCCUUCUCACUCCGGUUCAUCCACGCCCAGCUCCCAAUCAAGCUCGGCAAUCGCCAAGAAGGGUUAGAUCGGUUUUAUCUCUUGCUUAAUUUUAUUCGUCAAAAAAUAAAAGAAAAAGAACGUGGUAAUUUAGAGGAGUCUGUCAAAAUUUGGAGAAAAAGGGAAAAUUUUGUUUUGAAUUGUAUCAUUGGGCAUCAUUUGGGGGCUAAGGAAUUCAAUGUGUGUUUAGAUUUGAUUAAGGAUUUGAUCAAUCAUAAUUAUUUAGACCCAGUUUUAGUUUCCAAACUGGGGUAUAUUCAGCUGCAGAUUGGGGAUCUUGAAGGGGCAAAAGGGUCAUUUCACCUUGUGGAGACAAUGUUAAAUGAAGGGAAGAAUGGUGGGUAUCCUUUUUUGAGUGAGGUUGAGUUUAGGAAUCUUGUGAAUAGAAACAACGCCUUGGUUUAUUUGGUAGGCAAAGAUUAUGUUUCUGCUGUGAGGGAAUACGAGGAGUGUAUCGAAAGAGAUCAUGCAGAUGUUGUUGCGAUUAAUAAUAAGGCACUUUGUUUGAUGUAUUUGAGGGAUUUGUCGGAUUCGAUUAAGGUUUUGGAGAAUGCACUUGAAAGGGUGCCAACCAUGGCGUUGAAUGAGACUUUGGUGAUUAACUUGUGUAGCAUGUAUGAGUUGGCAUAUGUUAAUCACUCUGAGAUUAAGAGGACAUUGAGUAAUUGGAUUGCACGUGUUGCUCCUGAUGAUUUUGACGCAUCCUGUACUAGGGUUUGAGGUUUCGGGAGUGAAGCUGGCCGAGACUUGGUUUGGAGUGGUGGUUUGCUAGGUUCAACCUUUUGUGCUCUAUAUUCUCUUCCUAGUUGCUUUAAUUUAUGGCAGCACAGGAGCUUGUUGAAUUCAUUCUUAUGUGCUUGUGCUUUAUUUUAUAAAAAGGAAAUACAUAGCGGUUUCUUCAACUUA
Messenger RNA from Theobroma umbraticum, 1363 nucleotides. Its product is annotated as Tetratricopeptide repeat (TPR)-like superfamily protein. Lineage: Eukaryota; Viridiplantae; Streptophyta; Magnoliopsida; Malvales; Malvaceae. Gene Ontology annotation, molecular function: protein binding. The record is from RefSeq and is a predicted model, not a curated record.